Messenger RNA from Morone saxatilis (striped sea-bass), 10770 nucleotides. Its product is annotated as helicase with zinc finger domain 2-like. Lineage: Eukaryota; Metazoa; Chordata; Actinopteri; Moronidae. The record is from RefSeq and is a predicted model, not a curated record. Gene Ontology annotation, molecular function: metal ion binding; RNA binding; RNA nuclease activity.
ACACAUUUGUGCAAAAUUGGACAUUUCUCAGACUUCAGCUUGCCAAGAAAGCAACAAGUGCAUCCACUCUAAUUCCAAUUUGCAGGGGCAUUACGCACUUUUCUGCAUUUAGGUGCUGGAUUAAGUAUUAUGAAUGUAUCACAAUGUCAGCUAGUGGAUCCCAACUGGUUCCACUGUUAUCAACACAUGACCUUAAACUUGUAUGCGCUCAAUGCUCUGUCAAGGAGAAAGAAAUUACGUAUACGUUAAAAUCAGUCUACCACCAGUGUGCACGCGAUCUCCUGCUCUGCAAGGCCAAGGGUGGCAGCAAAUGGAGGCCUGUUUCUAAGCGGCCCACGUUUCCAAAUCCGAACCAGUAUGAGGUAUGCUACUUCUUUGUGGAGGGCUCUGGUUGCACGCACCACAAGAACCGGUGCACCUUUGCCAGAAGUAGUGAGGAAGCUGCCGUGUGGACAUUUGAAAAGCAUCAGAGAUUGGACCAUGUGCUUCUCUGUCAUCUCAUAGCUCAGUCUGAGAGAGGAUCUGAUCAGCCUGAGAACCCCGAAUGUCUGGGUGACAUCAUAGCAACUCUAGAUCUGAAGGCUGUGUGUGAGCUGUGCUCUGUCAAGGAGAAGGAAAUAACAUACACAGUUCAGUCAGUUAGUCACAAGUGCAGCCGAAAUCUGCUUUUAGCCAAAGCCAAAACGUGUAACCAAUGGAGGCCUGUCUCUGAGCGGCCUGCAUUUGGUCGAACGGUUCUUUACCAAAAGUGUGCCUUCUUUGAUGAGGACUCUAGAUGUACGCGACACGGACAGGGAUGCACUUAUGCCAGAAGCAGUGAAGAGGCCACUGUGUGGAACUAUGUUAGAGACAAAAACAUUGACAAAGACAAAUUAAUCAGACUUGUAAUUGAAUCUGAGCCUACUGAAAUAACACCAGAAAGCUCAGCUGAAAGCAUCCUUCAACAGUUUUCAGGCGAAUUCAUUGAGUUGUGUAAACACUGCUUUCAUGAACGUCCACAAAAACUGACUACCAAAAGGUGGAAUGAAACUUGCUCAGCAGAUGCAGCGCACACCUGGGAUCCAGUCUUAGUUUAUCACCUCUCAGAGAAUAGUGGAAAGCAGAUCUACAGCCAGGUGCGCCCUCUUCCCCAAAAAUGUCAGUUUAAUUACUGCAGUCACGUCAAGCAAGGCAAGUCCUGCUGGCAUGAGGCCGGCCACUGCCAGUCUGCCCAGAGUGAGGUGGAGAUGGCCGUGUGGAAGGCAGAGCACAGUGGCCUGUCUGUUCGGCUUCAUCUCCUUCAGUUGAGCCGGCAGAAGAAGACGGAGACCAGACGGGUCACCAUGUACUGCAAAGUUUGCCUCCUGGCCCUGUCCUCCCCAGAGAGCUUCUACAAGCACUGCUCUUCCUUGGAGCACGCCCAGUUACUCUCCGAGGACACUACCACCAAGUGGAGAGGACGACAGCCUCCACACAAUAUCCGAGCUGAGUUUUGGCUGUGUGAGAGACCAAAAACAUGUGAGUACGGCAACAAGUGCCCAAAAGCUCAUUCUGUGGAGGAACUGAAGGAGUGGAUGAUGCGUGCUGAGGAGGAGAAGGAGAUCCGACAAAACAUUGAAGCACAGGGUCUCAUGAGCUAUAAUGAAAGACUCCUGGAGGAAUACAAAAACAGCAGUAAUGAAGUGUACAUUAUCUCAGAACAAGUUGACGAUGUCAGUAUCUCUUGUGAUGAAGAAUUAACUCUGGAAUGUGAAAAGAUUAAUUCAACACUGCAAUGGAACUUCCAUGUUGAAACAGAGAGACAGCUUGUGCAUGUGGCACUGUUGAAGCAAGAGCCAGGAGCUUCAUUCACCCUUGGUGACAUCAGUCCUGUGCCCUGUAUCUACUCUUCAGGUGAACACUUUCUAAGUGAUGACGCGACGUAUGGCAUCACUGUGUCUUUUACAGCCAUCAACCCAGGCCUGUAUGACCAGUGGUUAGUGCUAGAUUUUGACAUGAGACCAGUGCUCUUGAGGAAACUCAGAGUAAGAGUAGGCCAGCUGCCUUUCGAUGACACUGAAGACCAAACUGUGAACCGUCGAGCCACCUUUCAAAGUGUUGAGCGUUGGCAUCGAGGGAACAGGAUUAUCAUUCCAUGUACAUCUAGGAAAGAGGAACAGGAGGAGCUGUUAAAGGAGUACAAGCCUCCUCAGAUAAGCUUUUUGUACAAAUCAUCAACAGCCAAAAGCCAAAUACCUCUCAAUAAUGACAACUACAAAGAAAGAAUGCAUCACUUCCUGUACAAUGAAGAACGGGCAGAGGACCAGGUUGUUUCAAGACUAAAUGUUUGUGGAGAAAUUACAACACUGGAUACACUGGACAAUGAUCAGUUUCCAAUGAUGAUGGCUCCUUGGGGUCAACUGUUCUGUACUGUCUCAAUUCCUUGUAAUCUCACACCAGACACACCUGAGGGACAGGUGCUAAAACGAAGCAUCCAGUCUGGCCUGAUAGCCCCUUUAUCUUCAGGUGGUCAAAACUCCAAAGUCUAUGAAGCCAUCAUUCUGCAAGGCCAAACAAGUGAGAACAAAAUGUAUUUGCAACUGUCCAAAAAAUGUUGCUCCGAUCUUACAAUCAAAAGCAAUGAAUCGUAUCAAAUGGAGGUGCAGUUUCAGCUGGACCGCAACAGCUUCUGCACCAUGCACAAGGCUGUAGAUCUUCUUCCUGAUACAAAAAGAGUGCUACCAGACUUUAAAAGCUGUGGAGUUCCUGUGAAUAACAUCCGCUAUGAGAAGCUCAAUACAAAGCAGCAGUCAGCAAUUUACUUUAUCACAGGUACCUCCACUGUUCAAAAGUGUGUAGCACCACUCCUCAUUUAUGGACCAUUUGGAACUGGGAAAACAUUUACCCUUGCUACAGCAGCCAGAGAGCUUUGUAAGCAGCCCAACAACAAAGUGCUGAUUUGCACCCACACCAACAGUUCUGCAGAUCUGUACGUCAGAGAUCACUUCCAUCCAUUCAUCGACAAGAAAAAUGAGGAAAUUAGGCCUAUUCGAAUAAAAGCAAACGGCAAAAAGGCUUUGUAUGCCACAGAUGAGAUUACUUUGAAAUACUGUUUUUUUUCGGAAGAUGGACAGAAUUUUCUACCACCUACAAAAGCUGCCUUAGAUUGCCACAAAAUAGUCAUAACCACCACAACAAUGGCAAGACAUUUUCAAGACCUAAAGCUCCCAGAGGGAUACUUCACCCACAUACUAAUUGAUGAAGCCUCUCAGAUGCUCGAAUGUGAAGCCUUGAUUGCCCUUGGCCUUGCUGGGCCAAACACCAGAGUGGUUUUGGCUGGAGACCAUAUGCAAAUGGGACCCAAACUUUUCUCAGUUGAUGAUCAUCACCGUUCAAAUCACACACUCCUUAAUCGCUUGUUCCACUACUACCAAGAUCACAAUUGUGAAGCUGCCCAGAACAGUAGAAUCAUAUUCAGUGAAAACUACCGCUCAACCAAAGAAAUCGUGGAGUUUGUCUCCACCAAUUUCUACGUUGGUAAGAAUGAUGUUAUCAAAGCUACUGGAAAUAUUCCAGCUCCCGCAAAUGGCCGUGCCCUGAAGUUUCACCAUGUUAGGGGAGAGUGCCUCUUGGACACAGUGUCUAUGUCUUGGUAUAACAAAGAAGAGGUUGCAAAAGUGGUUGAAGAAGUGCAAGAGAUUCUCAAACACUGGCCAUCGACCUGGGGGACCAUAGACCAAAGCUCAAUCUGCAUUCUAUCAGAGGGAUUUCAGGUUCGGCAGAUUAGGGCAGUGCUUUUGAGAAGAAGCCUUGCUAAAGUCCAUGUUGAGAAUUUAGCAAAUGUGCAAGGCAAACAGUUCAGGGCAGUCAUAAUGACAGCUGUGCAAACACGUGACAGCCUAAAAACAUCUCACCUGCCUGGUCUGGAGCUGUUCAAUGAUGCCCGUGUGUUAAACACUGCAAUGACUAGAGCUCAGUCCCUUGUGGUUGUGGUUGGAGAUGCUGCUGCCCUCUGUUGUUUUGGGAAAUGCUCAAGAGUCUGGAAGAGCUAUGUGGACCAUUGCAUCUGCAAAAACAGUGUUGCGCCACAGCAUUUUACCAAAGACUUAUUUGAAAAGGACAUCAUGGAAACGGCAAGGUUUCAAAAGUCUGAACAUGUGGAUAAGAGCAAAACUCACAGUGAUGCAAUUCUUCAAGAGUUGAAAGAUGAACAUGAACAGCAGAAAACAGAAUAUAGUUCAGAUGAAGACAGUUCAGACAUCAAUCACCUCAAGUUAAGAUCUUCACACACAACCACAGAUGUUGACACAGACUAUUUGGAGUUAUGUAAAAAACAACCAGAGAUAUACAAGCAAGGAAAGUUGAUCAGGGAGUCAUAUAACAGAGGUUAUGUCAUACCAUUUCAAAAUCCCAUUAAUCGAAUAAGCAUUAAUGGAAGGGCAAACCUGAAUACAGUCUUCACUGGAGACGAAGUGGUUGUACAGACAACAAGGGUGGUCGGCAUCACCAAGGAAGAGGAAUCAGCACGUGUACUUGUGUGCCUGCUUGAGGAUGAGGAUAACAGCAAACCAAGACAGAAUUCUGAAGAAGAAUUUGUCACAAGGAUGAUGAUGCCCAUUACAAAAUCUGCACCUAAAGUACGCAUACGGAUCAGCAGGAAAAGACGUAACUUCCUUCCAAUAUGGGAAAACAUUAAUGGAUGGUGGACAAUUGCAUCCUGUGUUUAUCUCGAUGAAAAGCUGAGACAGAACAAUGUAUUUGUGGUGCAGGUAAUUUGCUGGAAAAGAGGGUAUGCUUUUCCAUUGGGGAAAGUCAUAGAUAUUCUUCCAGUCGGAAAAUCUUUGAAUGAUGCACUAUGGAUCCUGAAUGAAGAAUUUAAAGUUUUACCCACUCCAUAUACAUCAGACGAGGGUUUCUCCUGGGUAGAUGAAGACAGGACAUACAGACAGGACAUACGUGAGGUAAUUACUUUCACAGUUGACCCGAAAGGAGCAAAAGACUUGGAUGACGCUAUCAGUGUCAGGGACAUUGGAGACCAAUAUGAAUUGGGAGUCCAUAUUGCAGAUGUAGCAAGCUUUGUGAGUCCAGGUAGUAAACUAGAUGAGGACGCAAAACAACGUGGCACUACAUAUUACUGCGGUGGGGAAAAACCCACAGCAGUAUAUCAUAUGUUCCCCCAAGGCUUUAGCACUGGACACUUUAGUCUUCUGUCAGGUCAAGAUCGCAGGGUGGUUUCAUUAAUGUUCAGAGUAAACAAGAAAACAAAUGAGAUCAUUGGAAAGCCCGAAUUCCAGCUGUCACUGAUCAAUUCUAAUGAGAACUUAUCUUAUGAAGAGGCAGAGGAUAUAAUCUCCAAAAAUUAUGGGAUGAUACAGAUAUUUGACACAGUAAAUGACUGUGUCACAGUGGCUUAUUGUUUUGCAAAAGCUCAAAGGAAGAUGAGACUUGGCCAUGACUGGGUUUAUUCUCAACCUGAUGAUCAGAGAUUGCCCGGAGAGCGCAAAGCCCAUCUCAUGAUAGAAGAGCUAAGUGUGUUAUUCAAUGCACAUGCAUCUGAGACUUUGAUUGGUUCAGAAAAAACCAGGUCUUACACACCUCUUCGCUGCCAGGCAAACCCAGAUCCUGAAAAGAUAGAGGAGUUAAGAAAGACAAAAUGUGCUGAAUUAAUACCACUGUCUUUUUAUGUGCGGCACAAAGUUGACCAUGUGGAACAAGUACCAAACCAUGAAAACUUCCGCAUCCUCACAAAAGUAUGGAAAGAAAUCCAGUCAGCGGCCAAAAAAGGUGAUAUAGACAAAAUGGUGGACCUGAUUGCUGCAGAUGACAUCCACCCUCUGCUUCAGCCAGUCGUUCAGCAGUUCAGAAGAUGUUUCAGUAAAGCCUAUGUCAUCCGUUCCAACUCCUCUCCGAAAGCAGGGGUUGGGCAUUAUUCUCUGAGCGUAAGAUCUUACACCCAAGCAUCCUCACCGAUACGGCGGUACAUGGACAUCGUCGUGCAGAGACUUUUGCACUCCAUCAUUUGUCACAGGAAUGUCCAAUACACUCGAACUGAGAUUUCAACUCUGUGCAGUCAAUUUGAUCUCUAUAUCAAGAAUGCCAAGGAGUAUGAACAAAAGGCUGAGCAGAUCUCCUACGCAGUGAGCAUGAAAAAACACAGUGCUUCAAAGUUGGCCUUUGUUGUGAGUACAGAACCCAACAAAGAUAGUUUUGCGGUCUCAUUUCCUUUUAACAAGAACAUAUUUGCAGAGCGUUUAGCAAUUAUGUACAAAGAUUUACAAUUGUGGGACCAACCAUUGUAUGAUGAAGAAAAACACUGCAUCACUCUUACAUGGAAAAGGCGGAUCUAUGCAGUUGACACCAUGCAAAUCUACCAAGAGUUGAACAUGCCAGACUGUGAUCCCUGUGUUGAGCUUCCACUGAAAAUAUGGAAAGCCACUGUUGAAGCAAUUGACGAAGAAAACUGGGAUCAUGCAAAGCUUCUCAUAAUGGACGUUAACACAGAGGUUGAAAAAGAAUAUAUUCUGCCACAAUCAUCUAAUGAGAUUCCUUAUUCCAAGACUAACACGUGUACCUCUGAGGAGCAAGAGGUUCCAAAGAUACAAAUGGGUCAUGAGGUUGACAUGAGCCUCCAGUUGCAAACAGGUGACAUCCUUCAAGUCCAAAUGACAUCAGAGUUAAAAAGAGGUUAUUACAUGCCUGCUGUUCAGUUGGUGCACAUUAAACCAAAGUUUGAGAUUUGUGUCGAUCAUGUCCACAGCCCUAUCACAUGCUUCUCCAGUUCAGCCGAUGUCCCAUCAAGGAUUCAUUAUAGUGACAUAGAGCAGUAUAAACAGAUCUGGCAACCGUUGUGUGACAUGGAAUCUGCUGCCACUGCAGUUGACGAAAGUGAGAGCAUAGUCAUUGAGAACCUGGUGGUAAACUUCAGUCAAGUACGGGAAGGCAUGCUAACAGGAAGCUUCUUCUUACCUCUGGCAUGGAUCAAUGAAUGGGCCAUUGGAUUUCACCUUUCAAAAUGUUUAUUGUGCAUAAGGAAGAGAGGUUUGAAGUUGACUUCAACCUUGGAACAUUCUGCAUCGGUGGACCCAAGCGAGUACACAUGGGUGGCCCAUGGUGUCACAAGAAAAGAAGAAAGGAAAAACCCUCCAAAUGAAGGAAGUGAAGUGGAAUUCUACAUCAGUCACCUUCCGAUGGAGAUAAUUCCGGAUUGUGUCUUACAGAAAAAAACUUCUUUCACAGUUGAAAUAAUCCCAAAGCUCCUGCCUGACAUCCGGAAAGAACAUGCUGUGCGCAACAUUGGAUCUGCAUGUGAUCUUGUCAAGGCUAUAGCACUUGGACAACGCAUUCCAAAAGAAGUAAAAGCAACAUGGCUGGGAGGAAAGAGGAACGAGCUACCAAAUGUACUGCCAGAGCUUAACCUGAGUCAGCGUCUUGCUGUGGAUAACGCUCUAAAUCAUACCUUCACUCUUAUACAGGGACCACCUGGAACUGGAAAGACAGUAGUGGGUGUGUACAUUGUGUACCAUUUCUUGGAGCUGAACUCUAAGAACCCAAGGAAAUUUCAUGAUCCAAAGGAUGGGAACAAAAAGGAAGUUAUUCUCUACUGCGGCCCAUCCAACAAGUCUGUUGAUGUUGUUGCAGGCUACCUGUUAGGGUUUGAGGACAGUCUAAGACCCCUCAGGGUCUAUAGCCAACAAGUGGAGAUGCUUGAUUACCCUUAUCCAGACUGCACCCUUCAGUUUUCCCGGAGGACUCUCCGCCAAGAAUGUGCCAAACCAGAGCUCAGGGGAAUCACUCUGCAUCACCGCAUGCGACAGGACCAAAACCCUCAUUCAGGUCAAAUAAAAGAUUUUGACCGACGCAUUAAACUUGCCCUGGUGAAAAAAGAAGAGCUCCCAAGCAUUCAUCUUUCAAUUAAGAAAAAUGAAGAGCUGCUACGCAUUCAGCUGACACCUAAGAAAAAAGAAGAGCUGCUACGCAUUCAACUUUCCCUUGACGUAAAAGAAGACCUCCAACAAAUUCAACAUACCCUUGAGGAAAUAGAAGAGCUCCGACGCAUUCAACGUGGUCUUAAGGAAAAAGAAGAGGUCAGACGCAUUCAACUUGACCUUGAGGAAAAAGAAAAGUUCCUACGCAUUCAACUUGGCCUUGAGAGAAAAGAAGACCUUCUACACAUCCCACUCGGCCAUGAGGACAUAGAAGAGCUCCUACGCAUUCAACGUAACCUUAAGGAAAUAUUAGAGCUUCAACGUAUUAAACUUGCCCUUGAGGAAAAAAAAGAGCUCCGAUGCAUUCCACUUGCCCUUAAGGAAAAAGAAGAGCUCCGACACAUUCAACUUGCACCUGUAGUAAAAGAAGAGCUCCAACGCAUUCAACAUGCCCUUAAGGAAAUAGAAGAACUCCGACGCAUUCAACUUGCUCGUAUGGAUAAAGAAGAGGUCAGACGCAUUCAGCUUGCUGUUCAGGAAAAAGAAGAGCUCAUACGCAUUCAACUUUCCAUUAAGGAAAUAAAAGUGCUUAAAUGCCUUAAACUUCACCUUGAGAAAAUAAAAGAGCUGACUGCUGAACAGGUGAAAGAAUACAAAAAACUUCUCACCCUUGCUCGGACAUAUGAGCUUGAACAGCAUGACAUCAUACUGUGCACAUGUACACAGUCUUCCACACCAAGCUUGAUUAAAACAGUCAUCGCACGUCAGAUCCUCAUUGAUGAAUGUGCAAUGGCCACUGAACCACAGGCCUUGAUUCCAUUAGUCAGCAACAAACCAGAAAAGAUUGUUUUGAUCGGUGACCACAAACAGUUACGACCCAUUGUGAAGAAUGCACGUGUGAAGAAGCUGGGGAUGGCCAAGUCUCUAUUUGAACGCUACUAUACAAUGCGUGGGAAAAGGACAGUGAUGCUAGACACCCAGUACAGAAUGCAUGUGAACAUAUGCGAGUUCCCAUCAAAAGAAUCUUAUGAGGGAAAGCUGAAAACUGGGGUGGAGCAGCCGAACAGUGUCCUGCGUGUUGGAGAUAAGACAAUGCCAGUUGUUUUUGGGGACAUCGAAGGAGAGACCAUCAGACUGGUUGUCAACACCGCCAAGGGCAACGAGAAUUCUAAAGCAAACAAGAAAGAGAAAAACAAAGUGAUUGACAUUGCUGAUAAGCUGGUGAAAAUUGGCAAAAUCGAACAGCAAAGCAUUGUGAUUCUUUCGCCCUAUAAUGCCCAAGUGUCAGAAAUCAGAGAUGCCCUGAAGGAGAAGAAAAUGGAUGAAAUCCUUGUUACCACAAUCACUAAAAGCCAAGGAAGUGAAUGGCGUUACGUCAUCAUAUCGACAGUCUGCUCUCUGCCAAGUGAAGAGAUUGAGAGUGAACCCAAUGGAGCUUGGCUGGCCAAACAUCUGGGCUUUGUGGGCGAUGCCAAUCAGAUAAAUGUGGCCAUCACCAGGGCCAAGGAGGGACUGUGCAUCAUUGGAAACCAGAAGCUGCUCAGUCGCAGUAAAGCUUGGAAAAAUCUCCUGGACCACUACAGGAGCCAUGAUGCAGUGACAGAUGCAAACAAGAUUUCAGUGUGUGCCAGCUAGCUCGUCUCUGUGUUUUCUAGAGAUUUGAUUUCUACAAGCAGCAGAUUAGAGCCCCCUAUGCUUACACAACAGCAUGACUUCAUGAAAGAUGUAUAUAUUUAUAGCUUUUUUCUAUGGUUUUCCAGUAAGUUUGUGUGCAUUCUUUUUACAUUUUUAUAACAGAUUUUGGACCAACAUUUUAAUUAUUCUCUUUAAUAUGUGUCUGUUAUUAUGAAAUUAUACAAAUUCUAUACCAGCUGUAUCAAGAUUUUUAUUUUUUACAUUUUAAACGUUCAGGUUCAAAGAGUUUUUUGUUUUGUUUUUUUAAUUUUCUCUUUUGUUACCACAAGUUAAAAUAUUGUAUAUAAGAAAAGUACAGUACUGUGUUUUUAAGAGACUUGAUCUCUACAAGCAGUAGAUCAAUGCCCCUGCAUUUACACAACAGCAUGACUUAAUGAAAUAUGUUUUAUUUGUAUGGUUUCACAGUUUGUGUGCAUUUUUUUUACUUUUUUAUAAAAGAUUUUGGACCAACUUUUUAUUGUUCUCUUUAAUAUGUGUCUGUAAUUGUGAAAUUGAACAACUUCUAUAUCUUCUGUAUCUAGAAUUGUAUUAUUUACAUUCUAAACCUUUAGGUUCAAAGAGUUUUUGUUUUUGUUUUUUGUAUUUUUCUUUUUUCUUACCACAAGUUAAAGUACAGUUAAUACUCUUAACUAUGGACAGCUGACAGAAGAGUUCUUAAUGUUUGGAUCUUUUAAUUCAUUUUUAUGGUUCAGUUGAACCACUUCCAGUGAGCCACUGUUCCUGUUUACUGAAUGAGUCAGCAUAUUCUUUAUUGUAGGACAGCUGGACAGUAAGGCUAGUAUGUAGUUUCUUUAUAUUGGACCUCUCAUAUUUUAGUUUUUGAUACUUUUAAAUGUUCAGGGAUCAGCUUUGGCUAUGUGUUAACAUUAUUUGUAUUGUGUGAAAUUGAGAUUGUUUUGCGAUUUACAUUGCAUUUUGUUUCAGAAAAGACAUGUCAUAGCAGAUUAAGCAUGGAUGUGUUUUAAUAGCGAAUGCAUCACAUGAGGCUAAGCCGCUAUAUCCUACACUUUGGAACUGGGUCAUAAGUUAAUAUUCAUCCUUUUACUUAAAAUGUAAUUUCCUUAAAGUUUUUUCUUGUUUUAUCUGGUUGAAAUGUUCUUUUAUGACUUGUGUUUUUUUUUUUUCCCGAAAACACUUUGUACCUUGGAUUUUGAAAAGUGCUCUAUUAAUAAAGAUCAUUAUCAUAACUGUA